Messenger RNA from Python bivittatus (Burmese python), 2753 nucleotides. It is a transcript of the gene CCNH, whose product is annotated as cyclin H. Gene Ontology annotation, biological process: DNA-templated transcription; regulation of transcription by RNA polymerase II. The record is from RefSeq and is a predicted model, not a curated record. Gene Ontology annotation, cellular component: transcription factor TFIIK complex. NCBI's taxonomy places the organism in Eukaryota, Metazoa, Chordata, Lepidosauria, Squamata, Pythonidae. Gene Ontology annotation, molecular function: cyclin-dependent protein serine/threonine kinase regulator activity.
GGGGCGUUUGGCCGUUUCCGGAUUUGUGGAAGGCGGUUCGCCUGAAAGGCGGCAGAAGCUUGGGAUCGCGGGCGGUGGUCGCCGCGAUGUACCACAGCAGCACGCAGAGGCGCUACUGGACUUUCCGCAGCGAGGAGGAGCUGGGCCGCCGCCGCUCUGACGCCAACCGCAAGUUCAGAUGCAAAGCUGUGGCCAAUGGGAAGGUUCAACAGACAGACUCGUUUCUUCUUGACCCAAGUGAAGAGCUGAUAAUUUGUAAACAUUAUGAAAAAAGAUUAGCAGACUUUUGCUCUGUAUUUAAACCAGCAAUGCCCAGAUCUGUUGUGGGUACAGCCUGCAUGUAUUUCAAACGUUUUUACCUCAAUAACUCAGUAAUGGAGUAUCAUCCUCGCAUAAUUAUGUUAACUUGUGCGUUUUUGGCUUGUAAAGUAGAUGAAUUUAAUGUAUCUAGUGCACAGUUUGUUGGUAACCUUCGUGAGAGCCCAGCAGGACAGGAGAAGACUUUGGAACAGAUCUUGGAAUAUGAAUUGUUACUUAUUCAGCAGCUGAACUUCCACCUUAUAGUACAUAAUCCUUACAGACCAUUUGAAGGCUUCUUGAUCGAUUUGAAGACCCGUUAUCUAUUGCUUGAGAAUCCUGAGACGUUGAGGAAGACAGCAGAUGACUUUCUUAAUCGGGUAUCUUUAACAGAUGCAUGCCUUCUCUUUACACCUUCUCAGAUAGCUCUCACUGCUCUGGUAUCAAGUGCAUCCAGGGCAGGAUUUAAUAUGGAAAGUUACUUGUCAGGAAGCCUAAUGCUUAAAGAGAACAAAACAACCCUUUCGCAGUUGCUGGAUGGGAUGAAAUGCAUGAAAAAUCUGGUAAAAAAAUAUGAGCUACCACAUUCUGAAGAGGUUGCUGGUCUAAAACAGAAGCUAGAAAAAUGUCACAGUCCAGAACUUGCUCUUAAUACAAAUACGAAAAAGAGGAAAGGCUAUGAAGAUGAUGAAUUCAUCACAAAAAAAUCCAGAAUGGAGGAGGAUGAAUGGACGGAUGAUGAUUUCAUGGACUAAUCCAUCUGCAUUCCUAAUAGAAGAUGAAGUCUGAAUUCUAAUGAAUAUACUUCACUGAAAAUAAAACCAGGCAACAUGUAUAACUUCUCACUCAGUACAAAAUUAUAUAUUUCUAAUAUAAUAAAUCUUUUUUUUUUUUUUUUUUUACAAAAUGACUGGAAUACUUGCAUUUAUUUAAAUGGCAUUAUGACCAGGUGACUUUACACUGGACAGGGCUCAUCACCGCUUUUUUUCAUUGGGAAUUGGCCAUCAAUCAAGCAACUCUAAUAACCAUGUUCAAACAAGGUAUGAACAUAGCUACAUUCAAAGCGCUUCUAUAAAUACCUCAUAGCAUUAUAACCCAUAAUUAUUUCUUAAGCAUUAAUAAUGCAUGAAAUACUCUCAGAAUGAUGCCAUGCAAUGAUUUUAGACUGCUUUUAGUUUUUUUAAACUUUCAUUUUUAUAAAAAUACACACCUAAUGUAUUGUUCUCAGAAAGUCUGAUAUACCAGAUUUUGAAAGGUACUUAACUACUCUAGUACAACCCUUGCUUGAGGCAGAAAAUGUAGCUAUGUUUAGCAGAACUUUUAGGUACCAUUCUGGGAGAACACUAUCGUGUUACAAGGGCUACAAGUGAAAUAUUUUGCUUAUUGUAUAUAAUUUUGAAGCAGCUAUGGAAAUGGAUGGAAAUGUGUUACAGUAUGGGAACAUUGAACUUUUUUACAAGGCAGGCACAGCUGAUUUGGAGAAUAGAUCAAAUUAAAUCUCCAGAUUAAAGCUUUGCAUUGACCUAGUAAUGAAGUCAGCAAGUUAUGCUUAAUGUCAAGCAUAUAGCUGGGCGAAUAGAGAGAAUUAGUGUAUGUACUGUUUAGCUUUGAUCUACUAGGCAACUUACCCCAAUGAAGGAGCAUGAGAAAUGUUUCAAUUAAAAAAAACCAACUUCAAUUAUAAAUACUGCUGCAAUUAUCUCAUUUACUCCAAUUACUGAUUGGAGAUACAUUUACAAUAAUACAUACAUCUCAGCUGUACAGAAUAUUCUGUGCUUUUGAUACAGAUAAGGAUGUUCUUUUGCAACUAAGAUUCUUCCCUACUAUGAUUGCAUAGUCUGCCUUAACAUAAUAGUGCAUUUUAUGAGGCAUAACUCUCAAAUAUAGAUGAAAAAUGCAGAGCAAUGUGAAUAGCUUAGCAUGAUGUGUUAGCCAUAGCAGAUGAUACAUCUCCCCAAAAGGAUCUCCAUUAUUAGCUUGCAAACCAAAUACUCCUUUUGUAACCAGACCUCAGACUUUUGAUAAGUAGAGAGGGACUUCUCCCUCUAAGUAAUCCCGAUUUAGAAAUACCCUGCCUUAUAUUUCAGACUGUUGAAAAUCAGUUUGGAUAAACAACCCCAAUCCAAGGUUUUCCAACAUUGAGGGCUGGUGGGACUAUUUUGGGAUUCUAAGAUAAUGUUAUGGCCACACUCACAAAAUGUUCCCUAUCCCACCUUUUAAUCACCUCAGCUUGUUUGGUUUUUCUGGGAAAGUGGGCAAAGUUCCAAAGAAAGCAUUGAAGUGUAUCCCUUGCCCCAUCUUUUUUUUAAAGAAUGCCUCCAGUAUAUAUGCAGAGCUCAGAGCACUAGGGAUGUGGGGGAGAUAACUUCUGCUUCAGGAUACCACUUUGCAGAUACCGUAUUUUUCCGACAAUAAGAUGCCCCCAGGUACAAGACAACCCCCACUUUUCCAGCCCA